AUGAAAAAAAACGAACUGAUGAAAUAUGCACUGACAGCUGGAAAUCUGCAAAUAAAGCUAGAAAAUAACUGUAAUGAGUGUUAUUUGUACUUGCCAACACCAAUUUUAGAGCAGAACAAUAUGUUUGGGCCGGACAUAAGGAGCAAAUAUGCCAAGAUAAACGCUAAAAAUUUUUUCGUGCAAAAACGAAAAUGCCUAGUUGAAAGAAACUGCUUGGACUACGCUCUGUUUUAUUCAUUGCUUCGAGAGGUAAGGGAGCGAAGAGAUGGUCGCGUACGUACCAGAGUGCGAAAUGAUAGCGUUGCCGACAGACCAGCAGACAAAGAUGGAGGCGAAACCAGUGAGGACGCUGUUUUAUCGACGAAAUCGGACAGUGAUGGUUUUUCAGUUGAUAACUAUCCGAUCAGUCGAACAAAUUUGAGCAGAAAACCACAUAAAUUGAGAAUUUCGCGGACAAAGGCGUUGCUUGCCGAAAUUUGGUACGGUAAUCACUGCAAGAGACGAUCAAAUGAUUUGUUCCUGACCAGUAUGGCUGAUCCCUUGGUUGUCAUCGGAGCUCUGCUUGGAACAAAACAUUUUUCAAAAUUUGUUUACAUGGAGAAGGAGGCGAUCAACAUCAACGGUCUAAGGCUGAACAGAAACACAAAUUGGUACAAAUUAUUUCAUUUUUCGCUUCUGAACGUGAACAGUAUCGGCAUUAGAAACAUUUUAAAUCUUGGCGAUGAAAAGUUAUCGAUGAUGCUGUACAUGCAAAACAAGAGUAGGAGCGAUGUGCUAGAGCAUAUGGUCGUUAUGGAUUUGGACCUGGCAAGGAAGAUUGUGUUGUGCUACAAUGACGCGGAGAAAGAAAUGCACAAAUUGUACGUAACAGAAUGUGAAAAAAGAGCAAACAAAAAGUGUGUGGUUGAGUUUCUGAACUGCAGCAACAUCGAAAAUAUCAGCCCAGAUAUAUUUUACUUGUAUAGGAAAUACGAGAAGAACGUUGAACUGGCGAAGAUUAUUGAACUGAAAGAUUAUAUCGAUAAGGCAGAGAAUAGCACAUGUGACAGCAUCAAAGACAUGGUAGUUCGAUGUAAAGAAUUAUACUCCUUUUUCAUCUCGUCUGAGAGCAUGACUUCAGACGAAUCGAAAGUGAAGGAGGUUUUUUCAGCAGAGUUAUGUCAGGAGGUAGCCGAUGAGACCAAGAAAAUGCUUUGCAGGCUCGUAAAAUCAAACAUAGAAUUUAUUUCGAACGGGUUGAACGAGCUAAACACUAAAUCAAGGCGGACAGUGAUGAGACAAAUCGUCACAGAGUCGUGGGAACACAUGCUGCCCAUGUAUUCUGAUCUCGUGUGCAUGCAGGAUGAUCUGAACAGGUUCAUUUUUGAGUGUGAACUGUUUAACUACAUAGUUGAAGCAGGCAAACAUACGAUGCCUGGAGAUGCGAAGGAGAUGGAACGAAAAAACAUAUUGAGAAUGAGAAAGGCAGCCAAGUUCAUCGAUGUGCUUAAAUUCAAAGAUCCUUCUAAAAGCAUUCUGCUGAAUAUGCUACGGGUCUAUCUGGAGCGAAGUCUUUCUAAAAAACGCUACGGAAUGGUCAACGUGCUGCGGGCGUAUUUGAAUAAGCGAAAUGAUUUUGACUACACAUUACUGCAAAACUUCAGAAAUAACAUUUUUAAGAUGAACAGCGUGAAGCUCAAACAGAAAAUUGCGCUCGUCGACCUGUAUUAUGAACUGGUGAGGGAUGUCAACACGAAACAAAGGGACCUAUCGAUCAACUUUCAAGAAAUUAUGACAAGAAGCACCAGCAAUCCUCUGAAUUACAGCAGAUUAACGCCGCUCGAAAUAAAAAAUGUUGAAUUUGGACCUGAUGUUGUACGAUACAUUGAAAGCUUCCGAGGUAAGGUCUUUGAGCGGUUUUUCGAUGCAAAAAACUUCAUCUUGUUUACAAGCCAUUUUCUCGGCAAUCUCACGGAUCUGGAAUGGAUUGAAAAUUCUUUGCAUAGCAUAAAAAGCUCACGAGAAGACCUGAAUGUCAUGGUCGAGAGCUUGAUCAGUCAGGUUAAGAUAAGAAGAUCUGUGCGUGGGGAUGUUAUGGUUACCACAGCUAGUAAAGAAACGGAUAAACGAUCAGCUGUGGCUGAAGGUAAUGUCAAACGAACAAAUUCAACACAAGAGGAACAGAAAAAAACCACGGACACGCAGCAUAUGCCACGGAGCACUGACAUAGAAGGUGCAUUUAGAUCGUCAUUCGUGCGUCAACCACGGGACCGUUAUCAAGCAAAUCCGAAGAAUUACAAAAAAUGUAUGGAAAAAGAAAUUGAACCUGGAGAAAUCGUAUGCGGCACCAGAGAAACCCGUGGGAACGCCUCGGUUUAUGAGCAUGAUCGAAGUGCAGCUUAUCGGUACGAAGAGUCUUCCCAGUAUGAUGAGAGAAGUGAUCACGGAGACAAAAAAUACUGCAAAAGUAGAAAUGAUAGCAGGAUAAAUAAUCGUGAGGCAUCCUGGGAUGGCAAUGAACGCGUUGAAAGGGAUGAAGAUCGUAGCAGGUCUUAUGUAUACAGGGGGAGGGAAAGAGAAUACGGUGGCAAUCGUCGCACAGACAGGAGAUCGUCAUACUAUAAUACACCACCACAUGAAAACGGUUCAGAAAUUGGCUCUCUUCGCAAUGUGAGAUCCGAAACAAACUACCGAGCAUCCCCAGCGUAUGUUGAGAACGAGAGGACGGAUAAUUUCGGUUCAGAACCGCGUGGACACAACAGAGGAAAUUUCAAUAAUUCCUAUUCUUCACACAGCGGUCGUGACCGAGAACCAUGCAAUAGUAACACUUGGCGUGCAGGCUAUCAAGCGGAGUACACCCAGAGAACACGCGGAAAUAAUUAUUGUGGCAGGGGAGACUUUGAUGAGCGGAGGGUAGACCGCUAUAAUGACCGAGGGAGAAACGAAUACGGCCGUCCGUAUGAUGAACGUACCUAUGAACACGCAGAUUAUCGCAGAUAUGACGAUGAUAAUCGCAACUACGAUAGAGAGAGUGACUAUUCAUGGUCGCGAUACGGUCGAAGGGACCGGGAUCGUUCUCCUGAUGAGUAUUCGAACGAAAGAGCGCGUAGAAAGAGGAGAGAGUACUAAUAGAACACGCGUAAAUAUGAAAUGAUGCUCGUUAUCUUCCGAGUUAUUUGUACCAUGGGUGUGUCACACCCACAACAAAGGGCCAAAGCUGUCUAUCACGCCAAAUUUUGUCCCGCAGUGUAAUAAAACUUUUUGUUUUUGCACCACGGUUAUCGUGAAUAACUCUUUUUUCUGUGUAGCGAGACAAUUCAUUAUUUUAAU
Messenger RNA from Vavraia culicis subsp. floridensis, 3309 nucleotides. RefSeq lists its product as uncharacterized. NCBI's taxonomy places the organism in Eukaryota, Fungi, Microsporidia, Pleistophoridae. The coding region runs from base 1 to 3108 and encodes 1035 amino acids. The transcript has a single exon. The record is from RefSeq and is a predicted model, not a curated record.